Condylostylus longicornis is the source of this 2927-nucleotide messenger RNA. It is a transcript of the gene mars, whose product is annotated as guanylate kinase-associated protein mars. NCBI's taxonomy places the organism in Eukaryota, Metazoa, Arthropoda, Insecta, Diptera, Dolichopodidae. The transcript is spliced from 2 exons. The coding region runs from base 58 to 2808 and encodes 916 amino acids. The record is from RefSeq and is a predicted model, not a curated record. Gene Ontology annotation, biological process: signaling.
CGAGCUGCGGUGUUAGUAGUGAUUUUUUUUUCAAAUAAGAUAAAUAAAAAUCGUAAAAUGGAAUUUCACAAAAGCUUGUAUAAAGUAAGUUUUGAAAACAACAGUCCAAAAAAGAAAAAUAAGGCGCAUUUAAAGGAUGGGCGGCAAAACAGGAGAAUUGAAAGAUUUCAAGAAAAUAGGAUAAUAUCUUUGUCACCAGUAGAGUCCAAAAGUAGAAAUGGAACGCCUAGGUCUGAAGAAGUUACAAAUCCAAAAAAAAAUAAUAAUAAAGAAAAUGCAAUAGUUAAUGGUAAUGCCGCAAUAUCGCGGCAUGAAGCAUAUAUAGCAAGAUUUAUUGCAUGGAAAAAGAAAAAAGAAAUGGAGAAAAAUCAGAAAGUUCAAAAAAAGCCACCUUUUGUGUCAGCAUGUUUUAAAAACACUGUAUGCUCUCAAGCCCAAAAUUCAUUUGCCCCAGAAAACUAUAAAUUUAAGGCACCCGCAAGUUUAGUUAUUCCAUCUAGCAUCGAAAACUGUAAAUAUGUCAUAUGUAAUUUAGAAAAACCCGAAAAAGCAAAAGUUGGUUCGCAAAUUUCUACUAUAUCAGAUGACAAAAAUGGUUCUAACAAAAAUUUCUCUAGAACUCCUAAAUUGGUUCAAAAAUCGAAAAUAACAACUAAUACUAAUCAAGAAAGAUCAGGUGCAAAGAAAAAAACUAUCACUUUAAAUUUGGAAAACCAGGUGAAAUCAAAAAAUGAUGUUAAAAAAAAUAAUACGCCUACGAUUCGAACUAAAUCGGCGUUGGAAAAUAAUAGUGAAAAUCAAUCUGAGAAAUACAAAAUAUUAAAAGUUGCAGAUAAACCUAAGCCAGGAAGUUUUGUAAAGUUGCCAAAACCUGCAAAAAUAUUGCCUUUAGAGACUGAAAGUACUAAAAAAGAUGUAACAAAAUUUAAAUCUCCGAAAGUUGCAAAAAAUAUACUGGUAUCCAACACUUUAAAGAAAGAAAAAGAUAAUAAUGAAAAACAGUUUAAAGGGAAUUUAGGAAAAACUAAAAAAUCAGUGUUAAUAAAUAGCCCGGUAAAAACUGAAAAACAAGUGUUGAAAAAACCAUUUAUCGCACAAAAAACUCCGCGCAGAAAUCCAUCGUAUUUGAAACGGGGAACUAAAACUAACACAAAAAACAUUAAUUCUAAUAACAAUUUUGAAACUAAGCAAGCAAAGAUUAAGGAGGUUAAGGGGAAGAAGAACCUAAAUAUUCAACCGACAAAAUUAAUGUUUUUUAAAAAACCUGAAAUUGUUCUGUGUCAAGAAACUCCUGUUGAAAAUCCUGAAAAAUCAAAUUCUUUUAUAACAUCUACACAAAGAAAAGAAUCCGGAAACUGUGGUACAAUUUUACCGGCUCAUGUAAACGAAGCAAAUAUAAGUAAUAUCAAACCUGAAGAUAAUGAAAAUAUUAAAAAUCCUUUGCCAUUAGUAAAUUUGUUUCAAGAGUCACAUAUGAAGAACGAAAAUGGGAAAGAAAGUGAAAUCUUGGCUACUCCUUUGGAUACUUCAAAAUCAAAUAUAUUAGAUAAAACUCCAAUAAAUACUACCACUAAUGAAGAACCAAUAAUCUAUACAAGUCCAUAUGUAACUAUGGGUCGCGGUAAAGGUAGCGGCAAAAAAGAGAAAAAAUUACGUGAAAGUAUAUACACUACUGAAGAGUCUAACAAUGGAAUUAUGUCAGCAGAACUACGACGUGCAAAAGAGACGGCGAAAUAUUUCCGAAAAAUGUUAAAAGACGAAAUUGAUCGUUUACAUAGCCGUUGUGAUGAGUGGUUAGAAUAUGUUAAAAACACAGAUCCAGUUAUUCUUGAAGAUUGCGGUAAUGAUAUGAUAAAUGUCACAAUAGGACAAACUAAAUUAUUGACUAGUAAGAAAUUUAAUCAAUUUAAGAAUUUGAUUGAACAAUGUGAGCAAUUCGCAGAAGUAAAAUAUAAUUUAAAGAAAAAUAAUGAUGAAAAUCAAAAACCUAUAUUACCAGAAGAUUUAGAAGGAUUUUGGCAAAUGAUGUAUAUUCAAGUAGAUGAUAUUGAUAAAAGAUUUAAUAAGUUAGAAUGUUGGAGAUCAAAUAAUUGGAAGGACCCUGAUGAGGUUCAUAUUGAAGAAAAAUUGAAAAAAAAAAGUAAAUUAUUGACAAAAGUGACAAAAAAGAAACCUCAAGGCAGCAAUCCAGUUUUGCGCAAAUAUUUGAAAGAAAUGUACAUAGCUUGUUUGCAAAACAAAAAACAAGAGUUAGAAGAAAAUAAUGACAUUAUCAUAACGACACCAUCUAAAAAAUCAAGGAGAUCUUCAAAUAUAAAUGAAAAUAAAGUUGAAACGCCAUCUCUUCGUAGAAGUAAACGAAUUUCUUCUAUAAAAGAAGUUGUAGUUAAACCGGCAACACCAACCAGAAAAUCAUUAAGAAUAGAGAGUGUUAUUAACAAUGCUUCAAAAUUCCUAGAAAAUAAUCCAGGUUCACCUAAAAAUGGUGUUCGUUUAAUUAGCUUAGUUAAAACACCUUGUCUCGGCUGUCCAAGUACUAUAACAUGCUCUCCCAAACCAAAUAAAUCAAUAUUAAAAACACCGGGAACACAGAAACGAAGGCAAACUGUUAUUUUUAGUGAGCAUUUACAAUAUAAAAGCCCAGAUAAAUCAUUUGAUUCAGAAAAAAGAAAAAGACGACGUUCAUCUUCAGCAAAAAAGAGUUUAUCUGGCAGUUCUGAUAAAAAAGAAAGAAGAAAAUCUCUGAAUCUUCGAACUAGAAGAUUAUUUUUGGACCCAGAAGCAAAAAUUGAAAUCCCAAAACAAUAAUAUUUUUAAAAUUAACUUAAAUUUUUUCAUAUAACGAAUUUUUUGUUAUUUUUUUUUUAAUUUUUAAUUUUUAGCAUUUCUAAAACGAUUUUUUUUUCUUUAAUAUUUUGUACUAGGUU